Messenger RNA from Vitis vinifera (wine grape), 2769 nucleotides. RefSeq names its product probable disease resistance protein At1g12280-like. NCBI's taxonomy places the organism in Eukaryota, Viridiplantae, Streptophyta, Magnoliopsida, Vitales, Vitaceae. The coding region runs from base 106 to 2724 and encodes 872 amino acids. Gene Ontology annotation, molecular function: ADP binding. The transcript has a single exon. The record is from RefSeq and is a predicted model, not a curated record.
CAUAAAGUCGUUUUCCAUCUUCAUCUCUCCCACUGCAACCCAUCACCUGUUUUCUCAUCCAUCAUUAAAUCUCUUUUUGGUUGAACUCCAACUCUUGUUUUUUCCAUGGAUGUCGCGGCGGAUUGCGCUGCAAAGGGUGCUGCUCACUCUCGUGAUCAGCUCCCACAAAAUCUCGAUUCUUUGGCAAACGUAAUGGAGGAACUCAAGCAUGUCUAUCAAGAUGUGAAAGAAAGGGUGAAGCGUGAAGAGCAAUUUCAGAACAAGCGUACUCGUGAAGUGGAUGCCUGGCUCUGCAGUGUGGAAAACAUGGAAAGGGAAGUGAACGAGUUAAUGGUAAAAAGCGAUAUAGAAAUCCAGAAGAAAUGUCUCGGAUCCUGCUGUCUCACAAACUGCCGUUCCAGUUACAAGCUUGGGAAAAUGAUUAGAGAAAAGGUGGCUGCUGUGGCGGAACUACAGAGCAGAGCAGAUAAUUUGGACGAGGUGCCUGUCCCGUUUAUUCGUCCAGCGGUGAAUGAGAUGCCUAUGGAAAAGUCUGUGGGCUUAGAUUUGUUGUUUGACAGGGUUUGGAGAUGGCUCGAAGAUGAACAAGUGGGAACUAUCGGAAUAUAUGGCGUAGGGGGUGUGGGGAAAACGACUCUCUUGGCAAAAAUCAACAACGGGGUCUUGAAAAGGAACAAUGAAUUUGAUGUAGUAAUUUGGAUUACUGUGUCCAAAGGAGAAACGAUCGAGAGGGUUCAGGAACAGAUUCUGAAUAGAUUGGAUGUUCCUGAUUACAAAUGGAAAGAUAGGAGCCAGGAUGAAAAGGCUUUGGAAAUAUUUCAAGUUUUGAAAACAAGAAAAUUUCUGCUCUUUUUAAAUGAUAUAUGGGAGCGGCUUGACCUCAUGGAAGUGGGGAUUCCUCCUCUAAAUAAUCAAAAUAAGUCCAAACUAGUACUUACGACGCGCUCUCAACAGGUUUGCCACCAAAUGGAAGUUCAGAAGAUGGUUGAAGUAAAGUGCUUGGGAGAGGAGGAAGCCUUUGCUCUGUUUCAGGCCAACGUAGGAGAAGAUACUUUAAAUUCCCAUCCACAGAUACCAAAUCUUGCUAGAAUUAUUGCCCAAGAGUGCCACGGUUUGCCUCUUGCCCUCGUUACCAUAGGACGAGCAUUGGCCGGAAGUACAGCUCCAGAAGAAUGGAAGAUGAAAGCACAAAUGUUCAAGAAUCAGUCAUAUGAGUCUCAACGUCUAUACUCAGUUUUAGAAUGGAGUUAUGAUAAGUUGCCUAGUGAUACCAUCAAAUCAUGUUUCAUCUAUUGCUCUUUAUUCCCCGAGGAUCAUGAAAUUUGUUGUGAUCAGCUGAUAGAACUUUGGAUUGGGGAGGGAUUCUUGGAUGAAUUUGAUCAUAUACAUGAAGCAAGAAACCAAGGAGGUAUCAUCAUUGAGCAUUUACAGCAUGCAAAUCUAUUGCAGAAUGGUAUAUCUGAGAAAUAUGUGACAAUGCACGACCUAAUUCGUGAUUUCUCCUUGUGGAUAGCUGGUGAGAGCGGGAGGAAGAAGAAAUUUGUGGUACAAGAAGAGGUUGAAUCCAUUGAAGCUGACAAAGUGGCAACAUGGAAGGAGGCACAGAGGAUAUCAUUGUGGGACUGUAAUGUGGAAGAGCUGAAAGAGUCACCAUCUUUCCUCAAUCUUGAGACAUUGAUGGUAUCGUGUAAGUUCAUAUCAUGCCCAAGUGGACUCUUUGGGUAUAUGCCUCUCAUAAGAGUUUUGGACUUGUCCAAAAAUUUUGGAUUGAUUGAGUUACCAGUGGAGAUUGAUAGGUUAGCAAGCUUGCAGUAUCUUAAUUUGUCCUACACACAGAUAGUAAAGCUGCCAAUCCAGCUCGAGAAACUGUCAAAACUAAGGUGUUUGAUAUUGGAUGAGAUGCAUCUGCUUCGAAUAAUUCCUCGUCAACUGAUAUCAAAGCUUUCAUCGUUGCAGCUGUUUAGUAUUUUCAAUUCCAUGGUUGCCCAUGGAGAUUGUAAAGCCCUAUUGAAGGAGUUAGAGUGUUUGGAGCAUUUGAAUGAGAUCUCCAUCCGUCUAAAACGUGCUCUCCCCACCCAAACAUUAUUCAAUUCCCACAAGUUGAGAAGGAGCAUAAGACGGCUAAGCCUGCAAGACUGUGCCGGCAUGAGCUUUGUCCAACUGUCCCCUCAUCUACAGAUGCUUGAAAUCUAUGCAUGUUCUGAACUGAGGUUUGUGAAAAUCUCUGCAGAAAAGGAAGGCCCAUCUGAUAUGGUCCAUCCAAAUUUCCCAAGCCACCAAUAUUUCUGCAAGCUUCGUGAAGUAGAGAUAGUUUUUUGUCCAAGAUUGUUGAACUUGACAUGGCUUGCUCACGCUCAAAACCUUCUGUCCCUGGUUGUUAGAAACUGUGAGUCUCUGGAAGAAGUGAUAGGAGAAGGUGGUGGAGUGGCAGAAAUUGAACAAGAUUUGGUGGUCGUAUUCUCAGGACUCAAAACUCUCCAUUUGUGGAGUCUACCAAAGCUAAAGAGUAUAUAUGGAAGACCCCUGCCAUUUCCUUCCUUGAGGGAGUUUAAUGUGAGAUUCUGUCCAAGUCUUAGGAAGCUGCCUUUUGAUUCUGAUACCUGGGCUAGUAAAAAUCCAUUGAAAAUCAAGGGAGAAGAAGAAUGGUGGGAUGGACUCGAGUGGGAGGAUCAAAACAGUGCUAAGCUCUCUCUCUCUCCAUGUUUCGUGCCUGUGAGGUGGUGAUGAUGGACUGGUGGUGGAAUCAAUCUGUUUUCUGUUGUACAUUUC